Fusarium subglutinans is the source of this 3021-nucleotide messenger RNA. Its product is annotated as sterol glucosyltransferase. Gene Ontology annotation, biological process: carbohydrate metabolic process. The record is from RefSeq and is a predicted model, not a curated record. Gene Ontology annotation, molecular function: hexosyltransferase activity; UDP-glycosyltransferase activity. The transcript is spliced from 7 exons. Bases 1 to 3021 code for a protein of 1006 amino acids. NCBI's taxonomy places the organism in Eukaryota, Fungi, Ascomycota, Sordariomycetes, Hypocreales, Nectriaceae.
AUGUCUCCAAUACCAGAUGACGACCAGUCUAACCGACAGACGAGAUAUUUUGAGCUCCCAGCAAAUGGAGAGAAUAGCGCCUCACUACCAGACGAGCUUCCGCCCUACCAAGCGCUGGCGGAACUACAAGCCACGGCCACAAGUCUCGAAGAUGGACGAAUUGAAAUCGAUCUUAGUUCGAGAAUCGCUCGGCGACUGUCCAAACUGGUUCCGACGGGGAAACCUCCCAUUUCUUACGGACAGAAUCAACCGCCUGCGUACACCGAGGCAAGCGAGAAGAGCAUUCGUAUCAAUAUCGUUAUCCAGGUCGUUGGUAGUCGAGGCGACGUUCAACCUUUCGUCGCGCUGGGCGCAGAAUUGCAGCGCCACGGUCAUCGGGUACGACUUGCGACACACGGCCAAUUCGACAAAUUCGUGAGAGAGUCUGGUCUUGAGUUCUUUUCCAUCGGCGGUGACCCCGCUGAACUGAUGGCCUACAUGGUUAAAAACCCUGGUCUCUUCCCUAGCAUGAAGACACUACGCGGAGGCGAAAUCCAACGAAAACGAAAGAUGGUGGAUGAAAUGCUGCAUAAGUGCUGGAGUUCCUGCAUUGAGCCUGAUGAGCUCACAGGACGACCCUUCGUUGCAGAUGCCAUCAUUGCAAACCCGCCCAGCUUUGCGCAUAUCCAUUGCGCGCAAGCCCUUGGUAUCCCACUACAUCUCAUGUUCACGAUGCCGUGGACAAGUACGAGAGAGUUCUGUCACCCACUUGCGAAUCUCAAGGCCAAUGGGAGUGACAUGUCGGCGACGGCUGCGAAUUACGUAUCUUACUCAUUGGUUGAGUGGAUGACUUGGCAAGGACUCGGCGAUAUCAUCAAUGCGUGGAGAGGCACAAUAGAUCUGGAGGCGAUUCCUUUCAGCGAAGGGCCUUGUUUGACGGAGACCCUGGGGGUUCCAGUUACAUACUGCUGGUCCCCAGCUUUAGUACCCAAGCCAGCCGACUGGCCUGAGAAUAUUGAUGUCUGCGGUUUCUUCUUCCGCGAUGCGCCAAAAUAUCAACCCAAGCCAGAUUUGGAGCAGUUCUUGGCCAGCGGUCCGCCACCGAUAUACAUCGGCUUUGGCAGUAUCGUAAUCGACGACCCAGACAAGUUAACAGCGACGAUUCUGGACGCUGUUCGUGCGACAGGAACACGAGCAAUUGUUUCUCGGGGAUGGAGCAAGCUUGGCGGUGACUCAAGUGGUGACGAUCAAGUCUUCUUCCUGGGAGAUUGUCCGCAUGAGUGGCUAUUUCAGCAAGUUACCGCGGUGAUACAUCACGGCGGAGCAGGCACCACAGCUUGCGGACUUCUCAACGCGAAACCUACCACCAUCGUUCCCUUCUUUGGAGAUCAACCGUUUUGGGGAAACAUGGUCCAUGCUGGUGGUGCAGGUCCAGCUCCUAUUCCCUUCAAGGCCCUGAACAGCAACAACCUCGCCGAAGCUAUUCAGUUCUGCUUGACACCUGAAGCUUCCACAGCUGCGCGACAAAUCGCCGAUAAGAUGUCGAGUGAAGCCGGAGUCAGGCGAGCUGUGGCAUCAUUCCAUGCGAACCUACCUCUCAACGAAAUGCGAUGUGACCUUCUACCCAAUCGUUCCGCAGCAUGGCUGUACGACAAGAAGGGCAAGAAGAUGAAGCUAUCUAAGAUGGCUGCUGAGAUAUUAGUCGAGAGCGAAAAGGUGUCGUGGAAUAACCUCAAGGUUUACCAACCGCACCCAGUUCAUAUCGAGAACAGACGUUGGGAUCCUUUGACUGCAACACUUGCGACACUCGCCACGACAGGAGUUGGCAUGGUCUCGUCGGCCUCUGACAUUGUCGUCAAGCCCAUCCAAGCGCUGCGACCUGUGACUCCAAGCCAUAGCAGAUCAGCAAGUCGAGAUCGAUCGGGGGACAACUCAAAACACCCUUCGGAGGAGGAUGUCUUCGGUAGACCAGCAGGCAUGGAUUUGCCCCCAACACCAACGGUUACCAAAGAUAAAGACCCCCAACACGGCGCACUAGCAGCCGUCAAGGGUUCAGCUUCGGGCGUCGGUGGCUUCUUCAAGCACUACUCCAAGGGCAUGCUUCUCGACCUCCCCUACGCAGUAACAGAAGGAAUGCGCAACGCCCCCAAGCUCUACGGCGGCAAAGCAUACGACCCAGGCGCCGUGACAGACUGGAAGUCAGGCGGUAUAGCAGCGGGUAAGAACUUUGCGCACGGAAUGGUUGAAGGGAUAGGCGGUAUAGUCAUGGAGCCUGUGCGGGGUGCGAAGAAAGAAGGCGCUGCUGGUGCGGCAAAGGGUUUUGGUAUCGGAUUGUUGAAUUUGGGGACGAAGAUGGGUUCUGGUGCGAUUGGGCUGUUUUCGUUGCCGAGUCAGGGUGCGUAUCUGAGUGCGAGGGCGCUUGUGAAGAGGAAGACGGGGAAGAGUAUUAUGGAGGCGAGGAAGAUUGAGGGGAGGGAUGUGGUUGAGAGGAGUGAUGAGGCGGCUCGCCAAAAGGACAGAACAACAGUGAUAGAGGGGUUUGAGGCGCUGAAAAUAGAGGCAGUCCAUCACAAAUUUCACUUUAUCGAAAUGGCGGUCUCCCCCGAAGCCGCUGCGAUUAUCCAGCGCAAGAAGGCGCAAUACUGUCGUUUCGCAGACUCUAAUCAAUGGAACCGCUUCGAUAGCAUCAUGCUCCCCAACGCGACUUUUCUCUUCCACAACCCAGAUGGUAGUGUGAUCACCAAGGGAGACAUUGAGUAUUCGUGGUCUUCGACGAAGGACUGGGUGGCGUUUUUCGAGAAUGAGUUCAAGACGAUGCAAACGAGUCACAUUGUCGGGCCUGCUGAGAUGGAGCAGAUUGGACCUGAUGAGAUUAAAGCUAUCUGGGCUGUUACGUAUCAUGCUGGGACGAAGGAACAUGAAGGUGGUGUUCAUGGUACUGGAGGUGGGCAUUAUCACGAGACGUGGAAGAAGGUUGGUGAUGACUGGUUCAUGGAGAGCUUGAGGAUGGAGAGGCUUUACUGGAAGGUAUUGAGCGUUUAG